AUGAAGACCGCGGAUCCUGAAGAACUGCCGCUGCCAGAUGUUGCACUGCUUGAAAUGCAAUGGAUGCUCAACGCUGUUGCUGCCAUGUCUGCUGGAGCCGAACCCACUGACAUCGAUUACUCCGAUGAUGAUGACUACCUCAACUCUAUUAUGGACGGGACCAUGUCACAAAUUUCACUUUCACCUCCCCGUUGCUUGAAGCCUCAGAAGCUCGAGGGUGAGCAUCUUUACGACAGCACCUAG
Molecule: messenger RNA, 243 nt
Organism: Trichophyton verrucosum HKI 0517
Lineage: Eukaryota; Fungi; Ascomycota; Eurotiomycetes; Onygenales; Arthrodermataceae
Exons: 1
Coding region: 1-243 (80 amino acids)
Source: RefSeq, a predicted model, not a curated record